Bactrocera dorsalis (oriental fruit fly) is the source of this 553-nucleotide messenger RNA. RefSeq names its product general odorant-binding protein 99a. Gene Ontology annotation, biological process: sensory perception of smell. The record is from RefSeq and is a predicted model, not a curated record. NCBI's taxonomy places the organism in Eukaryota, Metazoa, Arthropoda, Insecta, Diptera, Tephritidae. Gene Ontology annotation, molecular function: odorant binding. The coding region runs from base 49 to 498 and encodes 149 amino acids. The transcript is spliced from 2 exons.
GUUGUGCGCUGAGUCCAGCGGAGAAAGUCAAUCAAGCCAAAAUCCAAAAUGAAAUUCUUCAUUGUGAUGCUUGCAGUCGUUACACUGGCAUACGCUGAAGAUGAAUGGAUGCCGAAAAAUGAUGCAGAAGUUAGCGUUAUCCGCCAAGAAUGCAUUAAGGAUUUCCCACUUAGCGAGGAACAACUCCAAAAAUUUAGGAUCUUCGAAUAUCCCGAGGAAGAGGCCCUACGCAAGUACUUGCUUUGUGUCACAAAGGCAGUGGGUAUCUUCACCGAACAUGAGGGUUAUCAUGCCGAUCGAGUUGCCAAGCAAUUCAACAUAAAUUUAGAUGAAGCUGAAGUCACUAUCAUCGCUGAGGGUUGCGCAGACAAGAACGUCGAGGGUAGCAGCGCUGAUGUAUGGGCCUAUCGUAUUCACAAGUGUGUGAUGGCCAGCAAGCUCGGUGAACGUGUGAAAGCUUACAUUCAAAAUCUCAAGAAGGAAGCCAAAAAACAUUAAAUUACUAGAAUUGCCUUUCGUUGAACAAUAAAGCAUAUUUUAUUAAGUAGUAUAA